AUCCGAUUCCCUAGGAUCCAUAACCUCUCACAUUGUUGAUUGUUCUUCUUGGUUUCACAGAUGGCUGGACCAAAAUGGGAGGAUUUGCAAACGGACUGUUUGGUGAAUAUUCUUACAAUAGUGGGCACGGAGUCAUUGCUAUAUGACAUUCCCUUUGUGUGCAAGUCAUGGUAUAGAGCGAGCCUUGAUCCUUCAUGCUGGAAAAUUAUUAAUUUUCAAGAAUUUGUUCAUCGGCCGCCUUUAACAAAUGAAUAUUUGAAGUUGAUAAUCAAUCGUAGUCGAGGAAAUGCUACUUCAGUCAUGCCCCCUACCUCGUGCCCAGAUGAGGUGUUAAGAUAUUUAGCAGACGAGUGCCCUGAGUUGAAGGCUCUAUGUUUGCCAUCUGUGAUGGGGAAGAAUUCUUCAUUUGUUCUGUUAGAAGUCAUAAGUAAGUGGAAAAAUCUGGAGCUGUUGAAACUUGGAAGUCCUUAUAGCGUUCACAUGGAAAAGAUACUGGAAAAGAUACUUGAAGAAAUCAGUCUUCACUGCAAGAAUUCCUGUCAUUUAGAGAUUGUUAUUAUUGAACUUUUUUGGAGAGAAGUAGUGUCAGCCAUUGUCACCUUUCUGCCAAACAUAAAGUACUUAUAUCUGAGAGAUGGAUUCAUUGAUCAAGAGAGUUUAGAGAUAAUUCUGCAGGGCUGCAAGGAGCUUUGUGCAUUUGUUUUUUAUGGUUUAAAACUUUAA
Molecule: messenger RNA, 723 nt
Organism: Quercus robur (English oak)
Lineage: Eukaryota; Viridiplantae; Streptophyta; Magnoliopsida; Fagales; Fagaceae
Product: F-box/LRR-repeat protein At3g48880-like
Exons: 3
Coding region: 61-723 (220 amino acids)
Molecular function (GO): protein binding
Source: RefSeq, a predicted model, not a curated record